AUAUUUCUUUGUGUAAUAGUUUUAUUGAUACUGAGUCUGUAUCUCACUUUUUCUUCUUUAAAUUUGUUUAUUUUUUAUGUAUUUUUUGAAAUAAGUUUAAUUCCUACGUUAUUUUUGAUUAUUGGUUGAGGAAAUCAACCUGAGCGUUUAAUAGCGGGAGUUUACCUAUUAUUUUAUACUUUAUUAGUGUCUUUACCAAUAAUAGGGGCUUUAAUUUGGUUGUACAAAACUUAUAAUUCUUUAGAUUUUUAUUUUUUUAGUAACUCAAAUAGCUUAUUUUUGUAUUUAUGUAUAAAUAUAGUAUUUUUUGUGAAAAUUCCUAUAUAUGGUAUUCAUUUAUGGCUCCCAAAAGCUCAUGUUGAGGCCCCUAUUUCUGGAUCAAUAAUUUUAGCUGGGGUAAUAUUAAAAUUAGGGGGGUAUGGACUUUUACGUUUAAUAAAGAUUUUCAUAGAAAUUGGAUUAAAAAUUAAUAUUAUUUUUAUUGUUGUUUCUUUGAUUGGGGGUGCUAUUAUUGCUAUAAUUUGUGUUCGUCAGAGAGAUAUAAAGAUAUUAAUUGCUUAUUCUUCAGUUUCUCAUAUAGGGUUAGUUUUGGCGGGGAUUAUAACUAUAAAUUUAUGAGGGUUUUGGGGUGCCUUAGUUUUAAUAUUAGGCCAUGGGCUUUGCUCAUCCGGUUUAUUUUGUUUAGCAAAUUUUCUAUAUGAACGUUCCCAUAGCCGAAGAAUUUAUUUAAAUAAAGGUAUAAUUAAUAUUAUACCUAGCCUUUCUUUAUGAUGGUUUCUUUUGUGUUCUUCAAAUAUAGCAGCUCCUCCUUCAUUGAAUUUAUUGGGGGAAAUUUUAUUAAUUAAUUCUAUUUCAAGAUACAGAAAAUUAGCUAUAAUUUGUUUAUUUUUUAUAGUAUUUUAUAGAGCGGCUUAUUCUUUAUUUUUAUAUUCGUAUACUCAGCAUGGAAAAUUUUAUUCUGGGUUGUAUACUUUUUACCAAAUCAAUUUUCGUGAGUACUUACUAGUAUUUUUACAUUGAGUGCCAUUAAAUAUUUUAUUUUUAAAAUCUGAGAUUGUAUCUUUUUGGGUUUA
Anthonomus grandis grandis is the source of this 1073-nucleotide messenger RNA. RefSeq names its product NADH-ubiquinone oxidoreductase chain 4-like. Lineage: Eukaryota; Metazoa; Arthropoda; Insecta; Coleoptera; Curculionidae. Gene Ontology annotation, molecular function: NADH dehydrogenase (ubiquinone) activity; ubiquinone binding. The annotation marks the transcript as partial. The transcript has a single exon. The record is from RefSeq and is a predicted model, not a curated record. Gene Ontology annotation, biological process: electron transport coupled proton transport; aerobic respiration; ATP synthesis coupled electron transport.